AUGACUUAAAAUCUGAAAUUCCAAAAAUUGAAUCAUGCUUUGCCAAAUAUUUAGAUCUCUCAACAAACGAAGUUGUAACAGGAUUAUCAGGAUGGAUGUAGCACAGACAGAGUGAUAAAUUUGGUAAAUAAGGUGAAAGCGAAGCUCAAAUUAAUCAAUAACACACCUGAUGCGAGAUUUAAUCGUUAACUGCAAUCGUUUAGGAUACUCGAUACUUUUGUUGACACAAAAACCAAACUAAGGAAGAUGAAUAUCUUAAAUAACAGAGAUUUAAUAGAAUCAGUAAAGAAUUAUCUAAUAAGAAGGAAAAUAGCUAGAUAAUUGGGCUAAGAAGAGGCAGAUUUGGAAAAGAUUUAUGAAUAAUAUGAAGUGAAGUUUGAAACAGAAUUUGAUAAGGCAUUUUUAGACAGUGAUUGUUUUCUAGAUUUAGGUUUAGUUAAGGCUCCAAUCAAUAAAGCUAAGGUAUUGUCUUAAGAGAAAUUAAAUGAAAUUGGAAAGAGAGCAAUCAGUUAAUUUUAAACUUCCUCUGAAUAAAUGUCAAGCAGAGAUUAAGUGACCAAAUCUCAGUAUGAAUAAAAUCUAUUUUAUUAUUAUGUUGAAGAUCACAUAGAAUAACUAAAAAAAGAGAAAGAAGAAACGGAGAAUUUCAUAUAGAAAUUAGGGAAAUCUACGAAAAGCACAACACAUUUAGGCAAAGCUGAAGAAAAGCGUAGUAAUUAGACGUCGUAGUAGAAGAUAACCUAAAUAGAUUACGAUAAGGAACUCUUGAAGUUAGUGUUGUAAUAUGGAAUAGACUUGAAUUCAACAGAAUAUUUGGAGGAAGAGAUCUAUUCUGCAUUCAAAUAGAAGGCUAAUGAUUUUAUCAAGUCAAAAAUAAAUGAGGCCAAAGUGAGACACAAUCACAACAUAGAGGAAGAUCAACUGAAAAACAAAUAUUAGAUCAGACCUUAAAAGAAGAGGAUAAGUUCCAUGUUCGAGUAAUAGUUCUUCAAUUUUUCUAAGAAUUAUCCUCUUCCCAAAUCAAGAUACCAACCAGAGAGCAAAGAGCUCACUCUAGCCUCUGGAGAUAGGAAAUCACAGAUGUAGGAGAGAAUGGACAAUAAGAAAGAAAAGACCUUGUUGCUAAGUUAAUUUAAUCUGAAAUCAAAGAGGAUUAUCAAUAUGUGUAAUAAGGAUGAACAGAAAUUGUUGUAUAAUGAGUUUAUGAAGGAAUUUUAAAUGAUGAAUUUAUAUCUGGAUGAAGCUAUAACAAGAACCAACUUCAACAGAAAGCUCUCACAAUUAGGCUUCACUAAAGAAGACUAAUUUUUAAUAAAAAAAUAAAUUGUACUUCCAGGAAGUUCCAUUAGAAAUCAAUAAGAGAACUAAUGA
Paramecium tetraurelia is the source of this 1371-nucleotide messenger RNA. RefSeq lists its product as uncharacterized. Lineage: Eukaryota; Ciliophora; Oligohymenophorea; Peniculida; Parameciidae. The transcript is spliced from 2 exons. The record is from RefSeq and is a predicted model, not a curated record.